ACGUCGAUGCUGGCGGCCAAUUAAACUUGCGAAAUUUGCAAGGCUUCUCAUAAUUUGCCGUAUGAGAGUCGUAUAAGAGUUGCCAUUGUUGUUUAUAACUGUCUAAAACCAUGUAUAACGCUAUGGAACUUUGAUGGGUUUUAUUACAAAAAAAUGGUUACUUCAUAAAAAUUGAAAGCUCAUUUAGAGCAGAACAAUUGUUCCAAAAAUAAGAAAGGAUAGAACAUUUUCAGCUAUAAAUAGAUUUAAAUAAUCGUAAAUGAAUAGCAUCGGCGAGUCGUGUAAUGAACUGAAGAAGGAGUACGACUCCUGUUUUCACGCCUGGUUUUCCGAAAAAUUCCUGAAAGGUGAAACGAAUGAGUCGAUGUGUGCACCUUUGCUCAAAGUCUACCAGCAGUGCGUCAAGAAAGCAAUGAAGGAACAACAAAUAGAGUUGAAGGACGUAGAAUUGAAUUACUUGGAGGAUGACAAAAAAGACGAGAGUGGCAGCUGACAGCUGGCCAGGAACGGGGUUUUAACCAAUUGGCUAAGAAGAUUUACUUGUAAUCCCUUUUCCUCACAAAGGACAUUGGAAAUCAAACAUUGUAAGGUUUUUGAAAUUCGGGACGAAAAAAGUGAUUGUUUGAUACCUUCUCCUACAUCAGUUUGAACCAUAUCCUUCAAAAAUAAAAUAUACCGUGAUAUUCCAAACUAAUACAAUUUGCACUCUUGAAGAAAAAUAUUAAAUAUGAAUUUGCUUAGGUUUGUUAUUGCACAAACUUUUAAAUUCCUCACAUUCAGAUUUUAUUCCAUUGUUUUGAGGGUGUAAAUGUUCUUAUCUUGUCAUAUGAUGCUCCUACAAUAGGUUAAUAUGCAUAGAAAAUUUAUCGCUUUAAUAGGAAUUUGUCUAAUAGAAGACCAUGAAUGUUAUAGAAAAAUUAGAGGCUGAUCUCAGAGCUUUACGAUAAAUGAGAUGUAAAUGGUACAUGUAUGUGAAGGGUCGCGGAGAAAAACAAUGAGAGUGAUCAUUUUGAAAUAAGGCAAUACCAAUUUUAACCUUUCAGCUCAUUACUGAUUAAUUCGGAAUAUAUUUCGUAACUGAGAAUUUUGAUAAAAGUUUCAGUAAAAAUGUAGAUGAAAGAUAUUGGGUGUUUCGGACCGUCUUCUAUAUUUAUGGUUCCUGUGUAAACGAUCGAAACAUUUAAAUCGUUACUUUGAAUAAUUUACAAAAGAAAACUCUAAUCGUAUUUUCCCGCGACACUUCACUUGUUUAAUUAUUUAAGAAAGAAGAAAUUGUAUAAUUAAUAAAGAGUUAGCAGAUGAGA
Messenger RNA from Belonocnema kinseyi, 1304 nucleotides. Its product is annotated as TP53-regulated inhibitor of apoptosis 1-like. The coding region runs from base 260 to 493 and encodes 77 amino acids. The transcript has 3 exons. The record is from RefSeq and is a predicted model, not a curated record. Lineage: Eukaryota; Metazoa; Arthropoda; Insecta; Hymenoptera; Cynipidae.